GCGCGGAGCGGAGCGGAAGUGCCGGAGUUGGCGCUGCCGCGCGCGGGGCAAGUUGGGCUCCGGCGGGGCGGGGGCGGCUCCGCGCCCCCUGCUCGGCUUCGUCCCCUGCUGCUGCUGCUGCUGCUGCUCCUGCUCCUCCUCCUCCUCCUCCUCCUCCUCCUCGCCGCCGUCCUUCUCCCCGCGGCUCCCAUGCGGCGGAAGCAGAAGCGGCUGCUGCAGGCGGUGGGGCUGGCGCUCGCCGCCCUCGUCUUCUUGCCCAACGUGGGGCUCUGGUCCCUGUACCGAGAGCGGCAGCCGGACGGCGGCGGUGGGGCGGCCGCCGGGCAGGGGGCGGCGGCGGUGGUGGUGGAGGUGGGGGCUGGAGAAGAGGCGGCAUCGUACGUGAGGCAAAAGAAAGACCCUUACUUUGGUGAUGGACAAAGGAAAAAGGACUGGCAUAACAAAGAAGCUAUAAGGAGGGACUCAGAGCGUGUGGGAAAUGGAGAACAGGGAAAACCUUACCCCAUGACUGAUGCAGAGCGGGUGGACCAGGCAUACAGGGAAAAUGGCUUUAAUAUCUUUGUGAGUGAUAAAAUUUCUCUGAAUCGUUCCCUUCCAGACAUCAGACAUCCAAACUGCAAGAAUAAACUAUACCUGGAGAAGCUUCCGAACACCAGUGUGAUCAUACCGUUCCACAACGAAGGAUGGUCCUCUCUCCUCCGCACAGUGCACAGCGUCCUGAACCGCUCCCCUCCUGAGCUGAUAGCAGAGAUAGUGCUGGUGGAUGACUUCAGUGACAGAGAACACCUGAAGAAACGCCUGGAAGAUUAUAUGGCCCAGUUCCCAAAAGUGAGAAUCCUCCGAACCAAAAAAAGAGAGGGGCUGAUAAGAACUCGGAUGCUGGGGGCCUCCAUGGCAAUAGGGGAUGUCAUCACCUUCUUGGAUUCCCAUUGCGAGGCCAACGUCAACUGGCUGCCACCCCUGUUAGAUCGCAUUGCCCGAAACCGCAAGACUAUCGUUUGUCCAAUGAUCGAUGUUAUUGAUCAUGACCACUUUGGAUAUGAGACUCAGGCUGGAGAUGCAAUGCGAGGUGCAUUUGACUGGGAGAUGUAUUACAAGAGGAUCCCUAUUCCUCCUGAGUUACAGAAACUCGAUCCCAGUGAUCCCUUUGAGUCUCCUGUAAUGGCUGGAGGACUGUUUGCAGUCGAUAGAAAGUGGUUCUGGGAGCUGGGAGGGUAUGAUGCAGGUCUGGAGAUAUGGGGAGGAGAGCAGUAUGAAAUAUCCUUUAAGGUAUGGAUGUGUGGGGGUCGUAUGGAGGACAUCCCUUGCUCUAGAGUUGGCCAUAUCUACAGAAAAUAUGUUCCUUACAAGGUUCCAACAGGAGUCAGCCUGGCAAGAAACCUGAAGCGGGUGGCUGAGGUGUGGAUGGAUGAGUACGCAGAGUACAUCUACCAGCGCAGGCCUGAGUACCGGCACCUUUCUGCAGGGGAUGUCACGGCUCAGAAGGAGCUCCGCAACAACCUCAACUGCAAGAGCUUCAAAUGGUUCAUGAGCGAGGUGGCGUGGGACUUGCCCAAGUUUUACCCACCGGUGGAGCCUCCAGCAGCUGCCUGGGGAGAGAUUCGCAAUGUAGGAACUGGACUGUGUGUGGAUACCAAGCAUGGAGCCCUGGGAUCCCCACUGAGGCUGGAAAGCUGCGUGAAGGACAGAGGAGAGGCAGCGUGGAACAAUGUGCAGGUAUUCACCUUCAGCUGGAGAGAAGACAUCCGUCCCGGGGACCCUCAGCAUACCAAGAAGUUUUGUUUUGAUGCCAUUUCCCACAGCAGCCCUGUGACCCUCUACGACUGCCACGGGAUGAAGGGGAACCAGCUCUGGAGAUACAGAAGAGAUAAGACCCUGUACCACCCAGUAAGCAGCAGCUGUAUGGACUGCAGUGAGAGUGAUCGAAAGGUCUUUAUGAAUAGCUGCAACCCCUCAUCUCCAACACAGCAGUGGAUAUUUGAACAUACAAACUCAACCAUCUUGGAAAAAUUUAACAGAAAUCUUGAUCUUUAAAGACUGACUGUAUAUAUAUACAUAUAUAUAUAUAUUUUACAAUUAUAGUUUUUACUGGGGAGGGUUACAAAAAAUUUUUUUAAGGAUACUUUUUUUUAACAGUUAAUGAAGGUAAAAGGGAGAAUCUCAGGAGAAGGUAAACUAGCAGGCCAGUCUUUAUUGUGAAGAUGCUGCAUCCUUCUCUUCUGGGGAUGGUGGAAUUCUAAAGGCUUUGCCAGAGCCAUUUCUGUGCUGAGACUGGAAUAGAAACUCUGUUUUUAGAGGAGUCUGAAUGUUGAUUCCAACUGCUUUUUUUUUUUUAAUGUUUUAUUUCCCAUCUAGGUUUGGCAUUAAAUGAUUUUUUUUCUCCAGGACCCUCAAAGUACAGUACUUUAUGUAGCUGCUAUGCAACCUGCUGAAGCAUUCCCUCUUAGGUGCUUUAUCUUCCAAAAUCCAUCUAAGUAAAAUCUUGAACACAAAAUUUAAUCCUCUGAUGUCACAGACAUUAAAAAAAAAAAGACAUCAAAAUGUAAAACAAAAUGAUUUUUUUUGCCUUAAACCAAAAUAUAUUUCAAACAGGUUGGCUGUUAUUACUUUCCCAAUGAUAGCUGUGAUAAAGGAAUGAGCUCUAGAGGAAAUGCAGCCAAGUGUUGGGGUUAUCACCGUGGUUAUUAGAGAUGAGGAAUCUGGGUUUCUGCUCCAUUCACUUUACAGUCACUUUGUCACUCGCUGUUGAAUCCUCAAGGUGAAAGAUUAGCAGAGAGUUUUUAAGUGAGCACAGUUCUUACAGGUUAAGGUUUUUGUUAGGAGCCUUUGGAUAUCGAAUUCACCUCUUGCACCCCAUCUUUUUAGCAUGGACACCUCCAGAGUUUCUCAGAGUUAAACACGAAGGCAACUUUAUUUUUUCCUUUAGAGGCUAACUUAAUUCAUAAUUGGUGUGAGCGGAUUAAUUCAAGAUAAUUGAGUCAGGGCUGAGAUUAGCAAUUGUUUUGUAUCCAUUUAUUCAUCAGUCUGUAUGUAGUUUAUUCCAGUGAUGAGUCCUGUGGUCAGUGGUGGUGUAGGUUUGGGGGAGCAUGCUCUUAAUCUCUCUCUCCCUUUCUGUACAGCUCACUGUGACAGGAGAUCUGUUUGCUUAAGCAGAGGUGUGGGAUCAAGGGGCUGGUUUCACCGGUACCCUGUCCUUGGGUAGUCAGUUUGCAGCACAAGGUAUUACCCUUCUGGUUGGGCUGCAGGAUCGACCAGACACUGAAACAGAAUUAUCUCAUCCCAAAAGCUGGAAAAAAAGAGUGGAGUGCUGACACUGAAGGAUGAACAGAGGACCAUCGGUUUCAAGUCUAUCUAAAAGUGAGUGUUUAAAAAAAUGAAACAAAACACUGGUUGAAAAUGAAGUUGUUGCAAAAACAUUUAAUAAUUCAGUUAACUUAUACUGAAGGCAGCAGUGACAUUUUCUAGCAAAAGCUGUGAAUGAUGGUGCAGUUAACCUUUCGCAAAGAUGCUACCUAAAUCAAUGCAACUAGGCCUUUUCCAAUAAUCAUCCAGUUCCACAGUUUGUCCAAUCGUCCAUUCAGUAAUGUUGCAGGAAGAGGUAGUGUGCAGUUGCCUCUGGGAGUGAAAGGCUGAAUCGUUCAGGGCAAGAGCAGUGUACCCCUUUGGGACUCUAGAUAAACACAGUUAAUGGACCUGCCCUCCUCGUUGGGGCAGGGAAGCUCUGCUCUGACAAAUCUUUUCUGUGAAAUCAAGAUUUUUGCCUAGUGUCAAGAAUCAGUCAGGCUGGCUCCCACCUUUGCAGAGCUCCGCAAGAAGCCCUUUCUCCUGUUGCCAGCUGUAGGACCACUACCUGCGUUUUAGAUGUCUCUGAGGCCACGUAGUGCUGUGUCUGUGAACUGGGAGCAGACUAGGACACGACUACCUGCAUCUCUAGUGCUCGAGUCUGAUGUAUUGACUGUGAGGUCAAAAUCAUUUCCACCUUUGUAUCCUCACAGUCGAAGCUGUAUCUGACCUGUGCUGCCAAUUCACCUGGUUUGUGCUGUUACAGAGCAGGGGAAAAUGGGCAUUGCAGGUGGGACUGGAGUUGCCAAAUAUUUUAGUGUCUAACGUUUUAGGAGUGAAGAAAGGCAAAAAGCUCUAGGCUUUCCUUGUGACAGUUCUGCAGCAGUAUUGCAAUGGAAUUGAGACCAGUGUUGAUGUCUUAUGUCCUCAGUACCUACGAUCUGUCUGUCAUUAGGAUCCCUUUUCACUUCUGUGGGAGAGAGUGCCACUUCCCAGUGCUUUGUGUCCAACUUGCUUUCCUUAAGUUAUUAAUGCUCUCAGUAGUCUAGUAUGUUGACUGUGGAUCACUACAUGGCCUGACUAGGUGUCUUUAUGAAUGUUUUAGUACCUGUGGAACAAGAAGCUGUUUGUCCAUGAGCAGUGCAAUUUUUUUUAUAUAUAUAAUUGGAACACAAUCAGUAAGUGAUGUACAUGGACAUAGGGCAUUCUGAUUGCAGCUUGCAGCUUUUUGUGUCUUAGUUUUCUAACAAGAGGAUUAGUUUCUGUUUCUAAAAUGCAUGGCUUGCUUUGUACUUGGGCUCACCUUGCGAAGAGAGCUUCGAGUCCUAGCUGAUUAGCUUGCUGGAUGCUUGCUUCAGAGAGAACUACAGUAACGAGCAGGUCUUUUACCACAGAGUGAUCUUAAUUUGGUGAGAAAGGACAGCUCUUGGUAGUAUGCACCAAAAGAUUAGGGAAUGUUGAGGCGUUUCUUGCUUGACAGCCAACCACCAGUACGAGGAAACUGGAGCUGUGGGGUGACUGGUCCCACUGGGUCCUUCUCAGUGUGGUUGAUCUCAUCUGUUUUCUCAAGAUUUGCCAUCUGAAUUUGUAAGUACCCCACAAAUUCUGUACACUUCUGACUGGCUCGCUGGGCUUUGAGCUGUUAAUUUAUUUACAUCAAUUAAAAGUUUCAAUACCCUAGAGGCUUUGCUGACUAAUGAGAAGACUUAAUAUAGCCAACCAUUCACUGAUUGAGAAAUAGAAGCUGUGUUUCACAGUCUACAUCUUUUAAUCGAGCCUUUGCUGGGCAAACUGGUUAAUUAUUCCAAUUACCUUUGGUUAUUUGUAAGCAAAAUUGCUAAAGCAUGAAUACAUAAGCAAAUCUUCAUAUCUGCAUGCAAGUCAAGACUGGAGAUUAAAUACCAGUGAUUAUCUAAUGCAAAAUAAAUGCUUUUCCUUUUUCCCCAAAAAAUAUUCAAACAAACCCUCACUCCAUGGCUGCAUAAAUUCUGCUGCUUUUAAAUAUCAGAAUCCCAGACGGGAGUGGGAUCCCUGGAUGUGUGUUAUGUCGCAUAAUAAUACUUUGAUUUGCUCUUGAAGUUCUUGGUUUGUACAGGUGCUAAUCUCUAAGGUCUACAGACAGUAAUAGGUUUGGGGACCUCAUAUGUGCAAGGUGCCCUUUUUCAUGCCUGGGCAUUUAACUUUCUUUUCCACACCAUAACAGAAGAAAGUGUGACCCUUACCGAAUGGGGGAAUACAGCAUCAUUAAAAUAAAGAUGUGCCUUUUUAAAUGUAAAUGUACAGCAAAUGCUUAAACUUGAACCAUUUCCUAGUGCCUUGCUGGACAAGAGAGAAGAGGGGUAGGGGUUGGGGGGAUAAGGAUGUAUGAGAAAGCUUGACUCGUGCAGUGUUUGUGUGUGUGUGUGUGCUUUUUUUUUUUUUUAAAUGUUUGACUCCAAGUGCAAAAUUUGUGUGGAUGACAGUAAUUCAGAAGCUCCCGAGUUUCCUCUGUUAAAUUGAUGUCAUUAAUGAUUUGGGGGCGGUAGGACAGAUGGUGUCUCUCCUCAUAGGAAGACUUGGAAAGAGUGGCAGCUUCCUUUUGGUACGCUGUGAUGACUAAAGCUAGACCAGAGCAUGUUUUAGUUAGCUGCUGGAUGUUUCACCUCAUGGCGAAGGCUAAUACAUUUCACUGGCUUGCAAGGUCCUGCUUUUUAUGUUCUAAGUAGCCAAAUCAGAAAUCACAAAUAGUCCCAAGGGCACAUCAAAUCUCUGGCAGAGUGUCUUACAGACAGUCGACACCUUCCAUCCCUGAGAAACCUUUAAAGGGUGCGUUCAAAUCUUUAAUACAGAAGUAGCAAGAAAGCAAUUUCUCCCCUUAUCUUUCUUCCUGGUUUGUUUUGCUGUAAUGUCUGUGCUCGGGGCUUUGCUUUCCUUUAGUGGGAAGUUCCAGUCAGCAAACUUUGCUCUUCCCUGCUGCCCUGAGACAUCAAUGUGCUGAAAGUCACAUAGGCAGCACCAGCCACCAGUACUGCAGGAACACGGUGCUCUCAUGGCAACUGCGGGAUCAUUAAAGUAGUUCUGCUGGCUCGCAUCACUGAGGGGAGGGGAGGGAUAUAUCCUAAAAGUCGUACUGGGCAAUUGCAUAACUGCUGGGUUAAAAGGGAGAAGCCUUUAUUUUAAAUUGUCUUUCAGGAUACGGACAGACACUUGAAUGGUUUUGACUGGAGAGAACAGCCCCUAGCAGUCAGCCUGUCGUGCUUUCUUGCAUUCAAAAGAGUGCUGGUAGUUAUGUCUGAAACAGUCUGGCUUUGCUAGCAGGGGAUUCAAGUGUGCCAUCCAUUCCCACCCGCCGCGGUUCAUGUUCCUACUCACCCACUGUGUUUCCAUCUACUUGUGACAAAGCCUGAUGGUGCCUAAGUCGGUCCUUACCUGAGAAGCAGCAGGUUGGCUUUCCAUUUUAACAGUUAUUUAGCAUGGCAAGCUUCUUCAGUGCUUCUUAAAUCAUUGGCAAGUUGUUGACAAAAUGGUGAAUAGCUUUAGGUUAUUAUCAGAGUCUGUGGAGGUAGUGUUUAAUGGCCUUUCACAGGAUAUGUAGUAACGGGGGGUGGACUGGGGGGCAGGAGCACAAGGUCCUUUUCCAUUUCCCAGUGGCCUAUUGCUUGAUUCUAAGCAAGGCGAGUCUGUGUGCUGUAAUUUCCCAACUUGUGUAAGAUUUAGCUUUAAGUGCUUUACCUUGCCACCUUAGUAAGUGUCGAGUCCAUAUUUUUAAAACAAAUUUCAAGUCUUCACCUGCUUCAGGCGGAGGGGAGAGAUGCGAUGGGUGGAGAACGGGAAAGCUGAGAUCCAAAAUUUCCAUCAGCGUUCAGUGCUCAGUUGUCUGUUCAUUUCACAUUCUUCAUUAACCGGUCAGAUUGACUUCCUUUAUAAGUUUAAAGUGUAACUGAAAUAAAUUCACCUUCUGCUUCGAUUGCUCCUUUAUAGUGUCACACUUUAACUUGGAGAUCUGUGUACGAAACUAGGCAACAAUAGAUUAUGGAAAUCCAAAUAAAAAUCCUGUCUGUUUUUUAA
Messenger RNA from Cygnus atratus (black swan), 7329 nucleotides. It is a transcript of the gene GALNT10, whose product is annotated as polypeptide N-acetylgalactosaminyltransferase 10. Gene Ontology annotation, cellular component: Golgi apparatus. The coding region runs from base 190 to 2034 and encodes 614 amino acids. The record is from RefSeq and is a predicted model, not a curated record. The transcript is spliced from 12 exons. Lineage: Eukaryota; Metazoa; Chordata; Aves; Anseriformes; Anatidae.